AUGUUGCCUAUUCAAGACAUGGAUAUAAAAAACUCACCGUCUAGCCUUAACUCUCCUGCCUCCUACAACUGCGGUCAGCCCAUCCUUCCUCUGGAGCAUGGCCCCAUAUAUAUACCUUCUUCCUACGUAGAGAGCCACCGUGAAUAUUCAGCCAUGGCAUUCUAUAGCCCUGCUGUGAUGAAUUACAGUAUCCCCAGCAGUGUCAGCAACUCAGAAGGUGGACCUGGUCGACAGACCACAAGCCCACAUGUGUUGUGGCCAACUUCUGGACACCUCUCUCCUUUAGCGAUUCACUGCCAGUCUUCACUUCUGUAUGCAGAAGCUCAAAAGAGUCCUUGGUGUGAAGCAAGGUCACUAGAACACACCUUACCUGUAAACAGAGAGACACUGAAAAGGAAGGUUAGCGAGAGCAGAUCUGUCAGCCCUGUUACCAGUCCGGGUUCGAAGAGAGAUGCCCAUGUCUGUGCCGUCUGCAGUGACUAUGCCUCAGGAUAUCACUAUGGAGUCUGGUCAUGUGAAGGAUGUAAGGCCUUUUUUAAAAGAAGCAUUCAAGGACAUAAUGAUUACAUUUGUCCAGCUACUAAUCAGUGCACAAUAGAUAAGAACCGGCGCAAAAGCUGCCAAGCCUGCCGACUUCGGAAGUGCCAUGAAGUCGGAAUGGUGAAGUGUGGCUCCAGGAGAGAAAGAUGUGGGUACCGCAUAGCACAAAGGCAGAGAAGUUCCAAAGAGCAGCUGCACUGUCUGAACAAAGCCAAGAAAAAUGGUGGACAUGUGAGCCGAGUGAAGGAGCUGCUGUUGAGUGCCCUGAGCCCGGAGCAGCUGGUCCUCACACUCCUCGAGGCAGAGCCGCCCAAUGUGCUGGUGAACCGCCCCAGCGCACCGUUCACCGAGGCCUCCAUGAUGAUGUCCCUGACCAAGCUGGCCGACAAGGAACUGGUGCACAUGAUCAGCUGGGCCAAGAAAAUUCCAGGCUUCGUGGAGCUCAGCCUGUAUGACCAAGUGCGGCUCUUGGAGAGCUGCUGGCUGGAGGUGCUAAUGGUAGGGCUGAUGUGGCGCUCCAUUGACCACCCCGGCAAGCUCAUCUUUGCUCCAAACCUCAUUCUGGACAGGGAUGAAGGGAAAUGUGUGGAAGGAAUUCUGGAAAUCUUUGACAUGCUCCUGGCAACAACUUCAAGGUUUCGCGAGUUAAAACUCCAGCACAAAGAGUAUCUCUGUGUCAAGGCCAUGAUCCUCCUGAACUCCAGUAUGUAUCCUUUAGCCGCAGCAGCUCAGGAGGCCGAGAGCAGCCGGAAGCUGACACACUUGCUGAACGCCGUGACCGACGCUCUGGUCUGGGUCAUCGCCAAGAGUGGCGCCCCCUCCCAGCAGCAGUCCGUCCGCCUGGCCAACCUGCUGAUGCUCCUUUCGCACGUCAGGCACGCCAGUAACAAGGGCAUGGAACACCUGCUGAGCAUGAAGUGCAAAAACGUGGUCCCUGUGUACGACCUGCUGCUGGAGAUGCUCAACGCCCAUACCCUUCGUGGGUGUGCUUCCUCCGUCACCGGGUGUGGGUGCAGCCCAGCAGAGAAGAGUAGGAGGGAAGAGGAUGCCCAGAACCCCAGUCUCGGUGAUGCCCAGCCCUGAGGUGACAGGCUGCAGAGG
This is a messenger RNA of Artibeus jamaicensis (Jamaican fruit-eating bat), 1641 nucleotides long. RefSeq names its product estrogen receptor 2 (gene ESR2). Gene Ontology annotation, cellular component: nucleus. The transcript has 8 exons. The coding region runs from base 1 to 1623 and encodes 540 amino acids. The record is from RefSeq and is a predicted model, not a curated record. Gene Ontology annotation, biological process: regulation of DNA-templated transcription; estrogen receptor signaling pathway; cellular response to estradiol stimulus. Gene Ontology annotation, molecular function: nuclear receptor activity; sequence-specific DNA binding; zinc ion binding. NCBI's taxonomy places the organism in Eukaryota, Metazoa, Chordata, Mammalia, Chiroptera, Phyllostomidae.